ACGCGAAACGAAAACGAGUCAACUGAGAGACGAGACCCAACGACAUCUGUUUUGAAACAGCUACAAAGCGAUCAGUACUCAUGACAAAGUACAAGGAAGUCGACUACAAGGCCCCGAAAAGCCGUUGGCCGCUUUGGGUUAUCCCAUUUCUCGUAGCAAUCUUGCUUUUGUUGAUCGCUAUUUUUAUUUUUGUGACCCUCAGCGCUAAACACCAUUGUUUGUUCUUCGACUGCGAACAACGAAGAAUUGACGAUGGAGGCCUUGUACCACCAGAUCAAAAACCCCGAGAGGACGAUGAACUUCUUACUCCAACUGCCGAACCAGGUUCUAGUCGAGGGAUGAAGAACGAGAGCGGAAAAGCAGACAGCGCCAACGAAAUAACCGUUCACGGAGAGUUGAUGUUCGAAGGAAGUGCUCCAGACCGGCUCCCAGGAAAUUCGUCCUUGAAAGUGAAGUUUGAAGACGUUAGCAUCAUGGACGCCAGUUCUGUACUUCUUGGAAACACUGUGGUCGACUUGUCGAGCUACAAUAAAGCAACGAACCUCAAAUACGAGAUCAAGUGCAAAAAACCCGAUCCUCAUGGAAGCUACAGUCUUUCUGCUGUGUUGAAUAUGGGCUGGCAAGCAGAUAAGAACUCUUGGAUAAUGCAAGGGGACUACCAUACGGAUACCCAUCACAUAGUUAAAAUCGAAGACGGAAAAAGCGAAUACAAGAAGGAUAUAACUUUGGUUCGUUUUUACUAAAUGAUCUUCCCUAAACAGUGUGGUACAAGAUUUGGCAUUUCUACACGGUGCAAUAUUGGAUUGUAUUUUAUUAAAAGCUGUAAAUUUACUCUAUGGAGCAUCAUUCUUUCCCUAUCUAUCAAGCAACCAAAAAAAUUUAUUUGAUACUGUAGGUUAAUGGAUGAUGCUUGGACAUUAAGUAAUCAAACAAAAAAUGUAAAUAUGCAAUAAGGGCAUAAGGGUAACAUGUGUGAUAGCCCAGAUUUUGCAGAGUUUGCCAUCAGCCAGUGGCUUCUAGCCCUCACUUUCCUCAUGGUACAAUUUGCCAAAAUUCAAAUUAUAGAAGAACUGUAAGAGAUUGUGUAAUUUUUUCAAUUAUUAAAUGAUUUUUAAAAGAGUCAAUUCAUUAUUGUGUUGGAAGAAAAUGUUUUUGCCUGGCUAAUGUAAAUGAUUGUCAGGCCAGUAUAUCCUAGUUGACGCUUGCUGUAAGGGCAAGCUGGAAAACUGAUUUCCUUGGCACCUUAAGGGGUACUUAAGGGCUUUAGUAUUCCAUUCCAUUAUAUUUAUUCUUAUUGAGUUCUUCAAUGGGAUAACAUGGUACAAAAUUAGAGGGUACAGCAGUAGUGUAUAUAUUAUUUGCCAAAUAGAAGAUGCUGUUCCUUUUUCUCUAAGAAAAUAAUGCACACAACUGCUGGUAAUGUAACAACAACAACAACAACAACAUACUUUUAAUUAUUUCCUCACAAUUUACAUUGACAGAUAAAAUUACAGCUUUUUUACGUUUUUUUUUUUAGACAGUGCAUGCGUGAGUGGAACAUGAGUGCGUUCAGCAGUUUAUCUAGACCUCAAAAGUGCAUUAUUUUCUUAGAAAUGUAGGAACAGGGUCUGUCUUCCAUGUGGUUAAGAAUAACUCAUGAAAAAACGAAAAUAUUUGCAUCUGAGAAGGGGCAGUGAUUGGGCUGGAAACAACAUCCAGGUCGUAUGUGCUCCAUAAUUUUCAGCCAUGUAUCUAGUAUAGAUACAAAUAUGACCGCUUAGCUCAAAUAGCCUGGGGUAUGCAGUAGCUAUAAUCUAAGUUUCAUAUGUCAUAUGCAUGCAAGUGUUUUCUUGACCUUACAGUGCUAAAUGGCAUAAUAAACAGUGUUGUAUGUAAUUACCAUGUUUAUUAAAGCCUAAGUCUGUAAACUUGUCAAAGACUCUAUUUGUGUGACAGCAAUUAUUAAACUUUGGGGACCAUUGAAUUUG
Messenger RNA from Orbicella faveolata, 1967 nucleotides. RefSeq lists its product as uncharacterized. NCBI's taxonomy places the organism in Eukaryota, Metazoa, Cnidaria, Anthozoa, Scleractinia, Merulinidae. The record is from RefSeq and is a predicted model, not a curated record.